Molecule: messenger RNA, 1842 nt
Organism: Dromiciops gliroides (monito del monte)
Lineage: Eukaryota; Metazoa; Chordata; Mammalia; Microbiotheria; Microbiotheriidae
Product: sodium-coupled monocarboxylate transporter 1-like
Exons: 15
Coding region: 1-1842 (613 amino acids)
Biological process (GO): sodium ion transport; propanoate transmembrane transport
Cellular component (GO): membrane
Molecular function (GO): organic acid:sodium symporter activity
Source: RefSeq, a predicted model, not a curated record
AUGAGCGCGCCGGGGGAAAUCGGUGCCUUCGUGGUGUGGGACUACUUGGUAUUCGCCGGGAUGCUGCUCAUCUCCGCGGUCAUCGGAGUUUAUUACGCCUUCGCCGGGGGCGGCCAGCAGACCUCCAACGACUUCCUAAUGGGCGGCCGGAGAAUGACUGCGGUGCCCGUGGCGCUGUCCCUCACCGCGAGCUUCAUGUCCGCGGUCACGGUCCUGGGGACCCCCUCUGAGGUCUAUCGCUUCGGGGCCAUAUUCAGCAUCUUUGCCAUCACUUACGCCUUAGUGGUCAUCGUCAGCGCCGAGGUCUUCCUUCCAGUCUUUUACAAGCUGGGGAUUACAAGCACCUACGAAUACUUAGAACUUCGUUUUAAUAAACACAUUCGCCUCUGUGGAACCAUUCUGUUCAUCGUUCAAACGAUUCUGUAUACUGGAAUUGUUAUUUAUGCACCGGCUCUGGCUUUGAAUCAAGUCACUGGAUUCGAUCUGUGGGGUGCAGUCGUUGCCACUGGAGUGGUCUGCACUUUCUACUGUACAAUGGGUGGUCUCAAAGCUGUCGUCUGGACAGAUGUUUUCCAAGUUGGCAUCAUGGUGGCAGGAUUUGCAUCUGUGAUCAUACAGGCUUCUGUGGUUCAAGGUGGGAUCAACAAUAUUCUGAAUGAUUCCUAUCAUGGAGGAAGAUUGAACUUCUGGGACUUCAAUCCAAACCCUUUGCAAAGACAUAGCUUUUGGACAAUCAUCAUCGGCGGGACCUUCACAUGGACCACCAUCUAUGGUAUUAACCAAUCCCAAGUCCAGCGGUACAUUUCCUGCAAAAACAGAUUCCAUGCAAAACUGUCCCUGUACAUAAAUCUUUUAGGACUCUGGGCAAUUCUCGCCUGUGCAGUGUUCUGUGGGCUCGCCCUUUAUUCAAGGUACCACGACUGCGAUCCUUGGACAGCGAAAAAAAUAUCAGCUCUAGACCAGCUCAUGCCCUAUAUGGUGCUGGACAUUUUACAAGAUUUCCCAGGACUCCCAGGACUCUUUGUGGCAUGUGCUUACAGUGGAACAUUGAGCACAGUGUCCUCCAGCAUCAAUGCUUUAGCCGCAGUAACAAUCGAAGACCUCAUCAAACCUCACUUCCCAACACUCUCAGAAAAGGCUCUGUCUUGGCUUUCAAAAGGAACAAGUGUGCUAUAUGGAGCUCUGUGCAUUGGAAUGGCAGCCCUGGCGUCACUCAUGGGAGCCUUGUUGCAGGCAGCACUCAGUAUCUUUGGCAUGGUCGGUGGACCACUUUUGGGCUUAUUUUCUCUGGGGAUCGUGGUCCCCUUUGCCAACUCACUUGGGUCGUUUAUAGGACUCGUUGCUGGAUUUGUCAUUUCCCUUUGGGUUGGAAUUGGAGCUCAACUUUAUCCCCCACUUCCAGAGAGGACUUUACCCUUGAGCCUUGUUACUGAUGGUUGUAACAUAACCAACUCAGACCAGGGGAACUGGACGAUGACCACCACAGAAAUGCCAUUUUCUACAAGUGCUUUUCAAAUUCCCAAUGUUGAAAGGACUCCCCUAAUGGAUAACUGGUAUUCCUUAUCAUAUCUGUACUUCAGCACGAUUGGAACCUUGGUCACUCUACUUGUGGGAAUAAUUGUUAGCCUCCUAACAGGAGGAAGAAAACAAAGCAUAGAGAACAGAUUCCUACUAACAAAAGAAGACUUUUUAUCCAAUUUUGACUUUUUAAAGAAGGAGAAACAAGAUUUAAACCAACAACCUUAUGCAAUGGAAGAUGGCGGUACUUUAAACCCUGCCUUCAACCACAUGGAAAUGAACUUCACAGAAGGCAGUGGAAAGACCUAUGGGGAACAUUUCUGA